Messenger RNA from Bombina bombina (fire-bellied toad), 2128 nucleotides. It is a transcript of the gene RAVER1, whose product is annotated as ribonucleoprotein, PTB binding 1. Gene Ontology annotation, cellular component: cytosol. Gene Ontology annotation, molecular function: mRNA binding. The record is from RefSeq and is a predicted model, not a curated record. NCBI's taxonomy places the organism in Eukaryota, Metazoa, Chordata, Amphibia, Anura, Bombinatoridae.
AUGGUGACGGCAACGAAGGAGGAGCAAGCGUCCAAAAGCGAGAGGAAUUGGGGACCUGCUUCUGCUGAUGUCAGCAGGUGCUGGCUAGGACUGGAAAAUGAAGGUGAAACAGGAUGGUUGGAUGAAACUAAGGAGGUGGAAGAAGAGGAUUCUCAUUUGGACUUGCAGGAGAUUCGCAACCGUGUGGAGAGAAUGAGGCGAGAAGUGCGAAACAGAAGAAAGAUCCUUAUAAAAAGUCUCCCUUUGGACAUCACUAACCAGGCAAUACAUAAUCUUUUGGCUGAAUAUGAACUGAAAUACUGUUUUGUGGACAAAUACAAAGGAACUGCCUAUGUGACACUCCUCAAUGGUGAGCAGGCAGAAGAUGCAAUCCACCGCUUCCAUCAAACACGUCUACGUGAUCGGGAAUUGUCAGUACCUCAACCAACUGAUGCUCUCCUGUGCAUUGCUAACCUGCCCCACAGCUACACUCAGCAACAAUUUGAGGACCUUGUUCGUCCAUUUGGUAACCUAGAGAGGUGCUUCCUUGUUUACAAUGAAGUCACUGGUAACCCUAAAGGUUAUGGUUUUGUGGAAUACAUGAAGAAGGACUCUGCAUCCAGGGCUAAGUCAGACUUGUUUGGCAGGCAGUUGGGCACCCGUACACUCUAUGUCCACUGGUCAGAUGUCAGCCAGCUCAGUUAUGAGCUUCUUCAUUCUCACUGCUUGUGUGUGGAACAGCUAGUGGAGUGUGAAACUGGGGUGUUGAAAGAAGCAUUCUCAAAAGUUUGUCAACCAUCAUUCUGUCAGCUGGCAUAUGGACAAGAUGGUCAGUUCAAAGGCUUUGCUGUUGUGGAGUACGACUCCAAGGAAGUGACAGAAAUUGUCCAGCAGAAGAUGAAUGGGUCUAUUGUGGCAGGGAGCAGAGUGCGGGUAUCCUUCUGUGCGCCUGGCCCCCGUGGUAGGAGUAUGUUGGCUGCACUUAUAGCUGCACAAGCAACUGCAUUAAAUCGAGGAAAGGGGCUACUCCCAGAACCCAAUAUUCUGCAGAUUUUGAGCAGCCUUGGGUCUUCCGCUACACUGCAGCUGCUGCUAAACCCUCUGCUUCAUGGGACAUCUGGGAACAAACAAGGAAUUCUUGGAGCUGCUCCAAAUGUGCCCCUUCUUGCUAACCCUGCACUUUCUGCUGCUCUCCUGCAGCUGGUUCUGCAGAAUCAGACAGCACAGAAACCUGGUAUUUUAGGAGAUUCUCCUCUUGCUGCUUUAUAUGGGGCAUUGGGCUUAUCACCCCAGAUUACUCCUCCUCCUGGGAAACAACUUUUGCCUGAUCUAGGAAUUGGGGGCUCCCUUGCACCUGUGGGUUUGCCUUCUGACCUUGCAGCUGCAACAGCGCAACUAUUCUCAGGACCACUGGGUAGUGAGUGGGACAGCCCACCGCAAACUCCCAUUUUGGGCUCAAUUUUGAGUGGAUUGCAGAAGCCGAGCGAGCAAGGGGUGUCCCUCCUUGGGGAGCCCCCCAGAGACGGAAAUUCUGGUCAUUUCAUGAGUUACCAUGCCAAAAUCCCUAGCACAGGAUCAUUAGGGUCGUCAAAUAAGCAAGUUCCUUACAAACCAAAACCCUUGGGCAACAGGAACCAUCCUCUUUCCAUGCAGGAUUCUAUGUUGACUCCCUCUGAUGGCUACCAGUUUGAAUACCCACAGGAGCUGCCUCCUCAAAGGUAUUCACAGAACAGAGACCAUAACCGUUCACUCUUGCCAUCUAUCAGCUAUCCAUAUCCCAGGAAUAAGCUAUCGCCAUCUUCCAGGUUUCAUGAACGCAGUAGUAAUAUCCCAGCUCCUCUGCCCCCAUUCUCCAGUGGUUCUCCCACGUCCUACUUUACAAGUGGUCUUCAAGCUGGAUUCCAGCAGACCAAUCUAAAAGCUGUUGGGAUGCCUCCAAGCAGCCCUGGAGGAGUAAUGCUAGGAUAUGAGGAUCGGAGCCCAAAUGCUGAAAAUGCGUACAAAGUACCAUUAAGGAUAUUACUGAAAAGAAAAGCACAGUUAUUUAAUCAAAAAGAAAAACCAUCACCACCUACACGAAGACACUUGAGAUUUACUUUAUAACACUUUACUAGGAGGAGCACCCUUUAACAAUUACCUGAUCACUCAU